Molecule: messenger RNA, 810 nt
Organism: Cucumis melo (muskmelon)
Lineage: Eukaryota; Viridiplantae; Streptophyta; Magnoliopsida; Cucurbitales; Cucurbitaceae
Product: mitogen-activated protein kinase 9-like
Exons: 8
Coding region: 1-810 (269 amino acids)
Source: RefSeq, a predicted model, not a curated record
AUGGCACUUUUUUUAUUGGAACGUCUCCUAGCAUUUGAUCCCAAAUGUCGUCUAACAGCUGCAGAGGCCCUUGCUGAUCCUUACUUCAACGGUAUGGCGAAACAAGAACUUGAACCUUCUAUUCAACCAAUUUCAAAACUUGAGUUUGAGUUUGAAAGGAGGAAGUUAUCAAAAGAUGAUGUUAGAGAGUUGAUUUAUGCAGAGAUUUUAGAGUAUCAUCCCCAGAUGCGUCAGGGUUGUCUACGUGGUGGGGAUCAUCCAACUACCUUCAUGUAUCCAAGGGAGCGGGUUAGUCCUAUCGAGCAGAACAACACUGAGAAUAACAUCGAUUCCGAAAGAAGGAAAGAUAAUUAUGCUCAUCUCUUCAAAAGUGCAAGUAUUAGUGCAUCGAGAUGUGUUGGGGUAAUACCAAAGGAGAAGUCUGAGAAUAUAAACGUGAAAAAGGGAAAGGGAGAUGUCAAAACAAGAACAAGUGAUCGGUUAAGAGCCACGGGGAUCACUGGUUCUAGAAAAUCAUUGGCAACUGGAAUUCAAAAUCUGUCGAGUUUUUCUGAGGAGGUGAAGGCUAUUAAAAAAGAAGAAAAGGCAAGAGAAGAUAGAAGGAGGAAGGGAAAAGCCUCAAUGAAGCCGGAAACAUCUGAGCUUGAAGUGCCCUCUAUGCUCGCAACCCCAACUAAAGUGGGAAUGCCAUACUUUGCACCAUUCAUCGAGACAGAAAAAGAUAUACUCAAAGAAGCAGAAGAUGGGCUUCGAAAGACCAAGAAUUCUGACCACAUAGCCCAUGUUUCGCUGAAUAAAGGCAUGCUGUAA